This is a messenger RNA of Heterotrigona itama, 1918 nucleotides long. The record is from the annotation of a GenBank genome assembly. Lineage: Eukaryota; Metazoa; Arthropoda; Insecta; Hymenoptera; Apidae.
CAAAGUUCGACGCGACUUUUCCAGAGCCCCUUCGGAUGUAGCACUCUGGCGGAUUUGUUGAGCGCCUCGUACACGGAUCCAGCGGACGCUGGAAGUCUACCCGAAGAGCUAGAUCCGUUUCCGGAACUGCAGCUGGGUAAUCCGCAAGGAGUACCCACGGCUGACGAGUCGGCCCAAUCGCAUCACCAGCAAGCACCGCAGCCGCCCCCGUCAGCAGCGCCUCUCGCCGAGGACGUCCAGCCAGACUCGCUUAGUUCAACACCCUUGCCGAGCUUCCAAGAGACGUACACGGCUCAACGAUACACGAGACAGGAACUGCAAGUUCUCGGCAUCAAGAUGGACGAGGGUGAAUGCUACGAUAAUUCGGUGUAUCCGUGCACCACCAACUCGCCGUACGGUGCGGUGGUCAGUUUACCCAUGGUGUACGGCCCACCACCGACCAUUACCGGCGGUACGACUCCGGUCGCGUCGACAGAUCUUUAUCCCACUGUUGACAACGUGGUCGUAGGGACGCCUCGUCCACGAAGAGCGUCCGUACCCACGCAGCGGUCAGAAUCCACGAGCAGCGGCAGUACAGAUUCCUCGAAGGCACGCGGCGGAAGCGGAGGCACCGGAAGCUCCGUGAGUUCUCCAUCCCCUGGAAGCGGCACCGGCAACGAACGAGCACCGCCGAGUCCCAGUCAACUUUGUGCCGUUUGCGGCGACACGGCGGCGUGCCAGCACUACGGUGUCCGUACCUGCGAGGGUUGCAAGGGAUUCUUCAAAAGGACCGUGCAGAAAGGCUCGAAAUACGUGUGUCUGGCGGAGAAAGCUUGCCCUGUUGACAAACGGCGGCGGAAUCGUUGCCAAUUUUGUCGCUUCCAGAAGUGUUUGAUGGUCGGCAUGGUGAAAGAGGUUGUCAGGACAGAUUCGUUGAAAGGCCGCCGAGGUAGACUACCAUCGAAGCCGAAAUCCCCGCAAGAAUCACCACCGAGUUCCCCGGUUUCUUUGAUCACAGCUUUGGUUCGCGCACACUUGGACACGACACCCGAUCAAGCGACGUUAGAUUACUCGCAAUACCGGCAACCAAGCCCUGGCGAUCCACCAAUCACAGAGGCGGAAAAGACACAGCAGUUUUACAAUCUUCUCACCACGUCGAUCGACGUGAUUCGUACCUUUGCCGAUAAGAUACCCGGCUUCACGGAUCUGGUACGGGAGGAUCAGGAGUUGCUUUUCCAGUCAGCCAGCCUGGAACUCUUUGUUCUUCGUUUGGCGUACCGCACAAAGCCAGAGGACACGAAGCUGACGUUUUGCAACGGCGUGGUUCUCGCAUUGGAACAGUGUCAACGUAGCUUUGGCGACUGGCUCCACAGUAUCCUCGAGUUCAGCAAAGCUCUUCACAUUCUCGACGUAGACACUAGUGCUUUCGCUUGUUUGUGUGCUCUCACCCUCAUUACUGCAAGGUACGGCCUGAAGGAGCCUCAUCGCAUGGAACAGCUGCAGUCGAAAAUAAUCUCGUCCCUUCGUGAUCAUGUCACCUACAACGCCGAGGCUCAGAGGAAAGCGCACUAUCUAUCCCGUUUGCUAGGUAAACUACCGGAACUGAGGAGUUUGUCGGUGCAAGGGCUCCAGCGUAUCUUUUACUUGAAACUGGAGGAUCUGGUCCCGGCGCCACCCAUGAUCGAGACGAUGUUCGUCGGUAGUCUACCCUUCUAAUCUCGCCUUCUCUCGAGCCAAGCCUAAGGCUGUAUUCGUCGUCGCGUAGAACAGUCCAACUCUUGAGAUCUUGUGCGGUUGCGUACCUACUCGAUUUAAGUUUCCUUAGUUUCUUAUACGUAUACAUAGGUUUUUAUUAUCUUCUUGCGUGUACCCUCACAUGGUUUUCACACACAAGUGAAUCGACGCGUGAAUCACCACGGUAUACCACUCGAGAGUUAGC